ACCUUUCUCCCUCACACCCACCUCUACCGCUGUCGCUCACGAGCUCUCCGCUCAACAGAAACGGCGGUGGUUACUGGAAGCCAGCUUGGCCGGUUCGGUUGCCACCAACGCGCCCCGCAAAAUCUCGUCGCCGACCGCCAUGGCAGCCGCCGACGCGUCGCGUACGCUGCUUGCUGCAGUAUCUCUCGCCUUAGCUGCCUGCUGCCUCGCGCAGCUGGCGGCGGGGGAUACGAACGGCGUCUACGAGCCGUGCAGCGACGGACGGAUCCAGCGCGGGGACGGCUUCACCUUCGGGGUCGUCUUCGCGGGAUACAACGCCUUCUUUUCCGGCAACACACAGCUCUCCCCCUGCGACCGCCGCCUCAACCUCGCUGCCUCCGGGCAGCUCGCCGUCUUCCGCCCCAAGGUCGAUGAGAUCUCUCUCCUCACCAUCAACACCACCACUGGAUUCAACCCAGCUUCAGCUGGUGGAUUUAUGGUAGCAUUUGCUGGUAGGAAGUAUGCAGCUAGAUCAAUCCCGAUAUUCGUAUCCAACACCUCAGUUACAGUGUCCAGCUUCACCCUGGUGCUCGAGUUCAACAAAGGCAGACUUGAAAACCUGCACUGGAAGAAGGACGGCUGCGGUGCCUGCUCCGGCAAAUCAAACUUCGUCUGCCUUGGCAAACAGACAUGCGCCAUCCGGACGCAGAGCUGCAAGAGCCAAGGGCCUGUCGACUGCAGCGUCGGCAUCCAGCUGGCUUUCUCCGGCACGGACAAGCACGAGUCGGUUCUGAACUCGUGGUACGAGGUGUCCAACCUGAGGCAGUACUCCCUCUACGGGCUCUACUCAAACCUCAAGGGCACCCUGAGCGGCCAGUUCAACAAGAUCUUCUAGGCUGUUUUGGCGCUGCCAUUGUUUAUUCUCCCCCCUGCUCCCUCCUCUUCUUUCUGUCCGUUGCUCCGGUUCCUCAUGCUGUGCUUGCUUCACAUUCUUUUAGUUGCCGCCCGCCCAGGUUGCUUGUAUCCAGACCUGUUUUAACGCUGUCUGAACUCUACCGUUGCCCGUUGGUGUCAUUUUAGCGCCCUUUUUUUGGUCA
Zea mays is the source of this 1076-nucleotide messenger RNA. RefSeq names its product expp1 protein. Gene Ontology annotation, biological process: protein histidyl modification to diphthamide. Gene Ontology annotation, cellular component: cytosol. The record is from RefSeq and is marked validated. NCBI's taxonomy places the organism in Eukaryota, Viridiplantae, Streptophyta, Magnoliopsida, Poales, Poaceae. Gene Ontology annotation, molecular function: metal ion binding. The coding region runs from base 140 to 874 and encodes 244 amino acids. The transcript has 3 exons.